Molecule: messenger RNA, 1767 nt
Organism: Symbiodinium sp. CCMP2592
Lineage: Eukaryota; Dinophyceae; Suessiales; Symbiodiniaceae
Source: the annotation of a GenBank genome assembly
AUGCUCAGGGUCUACACGUCUUUGAAGGAGAGGUUCGACGAAGAGUAUGCCCUCUUGUUUGUGUUCAAUAUGCAAACCGCCAUGGAAAUGCACCGUGCGUGGAACAUGACACUCCUGACGUCCAAGACGCUGAAAAAGUGCUCAGAAAUGGUUGGGCUGACGAUGACAUGGGAGCUCGGCGUGAUCAAGCUGAAGUUCUUCAUGGAGGACGGCGAUUUUGAGCUACAGCGAAAGGUGCCCUACGAUUACGAUUCUGAGUUCCAAGACAUGUUCAUGAGGAUCGCCUCUGCGCUUUACAAUGGUCACAUGACUGUCCACGAGGCUUUGCUCUUCCAGCAAGAGGCGAAGCAAGGGAAACACACGGCCAGGACAGGUUUGUUUAUCCGUGACUACCCCGGCAGAUUGAUCGUUUUGCCCGCCAUGUCCAGCACCUGUGCGGUGAUCUUCUUCGGGGGAUCCGAGAAAGAGGCCGGCGUGGCCGCCUUGUGCGGUCUGGUUACGGGUUUGAUCGAGUACGGUUUGCUGAAAGUCGGGGGCGACGCCACGCUGCUGAUCGACCUUGCAGUGGGGCUCUCGACCGGCUUCAUUGGAAGUUUGUUCUUCCAAGCAGACAACUCCUAUUGCCUCGUUUCCAUCUUCAUGGGGACCUUAUACUGGUUCUUCUAUGGCACCGCCUUUGUCGUCGGGCUGGUGGAGAUCUUGGCUGGAGAACUCGAGACGGGUGUGACCCGCUUCAUGGCCGUCAGCAUCAAGACCUUCGUCCUGUGUGUCAUGGCGUGUUUCGGGAUGCUUUUGGCAGUCCCAAACCCUGGCCAGGUGUGGGAGGCGCAGUCUCAGAAUUGUGGCGUCAUUAACCUGGCCGAUCAAUGGUGGCGAGUUCCUUUGUACUUGGCAUGUUCACUCGCCGUCCUGGGACAGUACCGCUUUCGCUUGGAGCAAUGCUGGCGCGGCUUGCUUGUGCAGCUUGCAGGAUACGAGGUCCAGUUUCAGGUUACCCAGUUCUUCCAGCAUCAACGCGAACGCCUUGCCAGCAACGACAUGACACCCAUCGUCAAAGACAACUUCGAUGUAAUGGCUUCGAACGUCUGCGGUGCUGCAGCCAGCGUCAUCACGGCUUGCACGCUGUCGGCCAUCAUGGAUUUUAUCAAUUCCAUCUACUAUGCCCAGCUCCUCCAGCGCGGGGCGCACAGGGACGAGACGGACUCCAAACUGGACGACAUCUUGUUCGGCUGCAUAUCGGUGGUCGUCAAGUGUUUCAACUGCAUCGGGAUUGGCAGGAAGCAUGACAAGGACAUGGUUGAUCUCGAGAAGAAGAUCUACCAGCAUUCAAAGGAGCUCAGGGAUCCCUCGCACCCCCGUAGUGAAAUCAAGCUGGAUCCUCACGAGGAGGAUUUGUUGCUGGACACGAUCGUGUACGCCGAGUCGAUGAACAUCUGGUCUAUGCUGAUGCCGGCAGUCUACCAGCUAGUGCCUGGCUCGAUGAUCGCCAGGAUGUGGUUCAACACCAUCAUCCCGCCCAGUGAUCCUUCAGUUGAGGAUAACACGUUUGCCGGCCUCAUGGUCACGUCGAUCUCCCUGGCGCUGGGCCUGAUCAUCGGUGAGGCUAUUGUUGAGCUAUUCACCGGCAUCGCGAACCUGCUUUUUAAGUCGAGGAACAAGGACAAAGAGUCCAAGACUCUGAAGCCAAGUGACCGUAGCCAGUUGACCACCAGUGCCAUGGGUGCGGAGAUCGAGACAAUUUCUCAAGAUAGUUCUUUUCGGCUUUAA